GGUUAGCGUCACAGAUGAAUAGAGCGAGUUCUCUUCAGUACGUACAGAAAUGAGGCUGCGUCGUUGUGAUCAUCUCUCGGUCUUGUUAGAAAUCACACUGAACCACGUAUCGCUACCAAACAAAUAGCCCUCUCAUGGAUUGCCAUUCCUCUUCUCGAACUCUCAGCUUCCUUCUUCCUUUUCCUGUCCUUUUCCGGCCACUCCCUCUGAUGAUUCUGCCUCUCUAGCCACCGCUUCCUCCGAUUCCCCCAAACCCAAGAACAAUUCAGUUUCCAUAAAAACCAGCGGAAAAGAACGACGCAGAGAGGGAUUCUUUGUUUUUAGCUACCUAGUAGAUUCUACGAGGUACGAACCCGUUGUGGCUUCGUGGAUCCCAGCUUUUCCAGAUUCCCAGAUUUUGGCCUACUUAUGUUACAUCUUUUUGCUUGUUUUCUUGAAGAAGAAAGUAUGGGGCCCCCCUGUUUGCUUCGCAAGCCAAUGGAUGGCAAAUAAUGGAACGUUAUAAGGUGGAUAUAGUAUAGUUUCUUUGCCUUUGGCCUGCACAAAAGGGGUAGAGUACAGGAAUGGCCAUGCCGAGGUUCCUGUAAUUGUGAUUUGAGGCCGGAAGUAACGAAAUAAAGAAUUCCAGGUGCAAUGCUGGAAUUGUGUGGGGGAAUGAAUAUCCUCGGCUACCUGUUUCAGAAGAGCUUCGUAUAGAGAGUAUCAGAUUGCAGAAGGUGAUUGAUAUGGGGCACUUAUCGUCCAUGUUCAAUGGGCUGGCAAGGUCGUUCUCAAUAAAGAAAGGGAAGAGUUCUCGGAAAUGCGAUGGUAGAGAAGCUGCCGAAGCAAUGGCCAAGGAAGCUAAGAAAAAUGACCAGAUUCUCCGCACUUCUGGCACCGUUCAUGUCCAGGGUUCCAAUAACUUCGCCUCAGUUUUUUCCAAGAAAGGGCAGAAAGGAGUCAACCAGGAUUGUUCCAUAGUGUGGGAGGAGUUUGGAUGUCAAGAAGACAUGAUGUUCUGUGGAAUAUUUGACGGCCACGGACCAUGGGGUCACUUCGUGGCUAAGAAAGUAAGAGAGGCAAUGGCUCCAUCUUUGUUGUGUAACUGGCAGGAGACGCUUGCGCAGACCUCGCUUGAUCCUGACUUCGACUUAGAGGAUGAGAAAAAGCAACAUCCUUUCAACAUAUGGAAGCACUCCUACUUGAAGACUUGUGCCGCCAUUGAUCAAGAGUUAGGGCGCUCGCGCAAAAUCGAUUCUUUCUACAGCGGAACGACGGCCCUCUCCAUUGUUCGCCAGGGUGAACUAAUCGUUGUGGCAAAUGUUGGUGACUCUCGGGCUGUAUUAGCCACAACGUCAGAUGAUAAUAGCUUAGUGCCAGUACAACUGACUGUUGAUUUCAAGCCCAAUCUGCCUGAGGAGGCAGAGCGCAUAAUUCAGUGUCAGGGACGAGUGUUCUGCUUAGAGGACGAACCAGGAGUUCACAGAGUGUGGCUACCGGACGGAGAGUCGCCGGGAUUGGCCAUGUCCAGAGCGUUCGGAGACCACUGCGUGAAGGAGUAUGGUCUGAUUUCUGUUCCUGAGGUAACACACAGGACUAUCAGCAGCAGAGACCAAUUCGUCGUGCUAGCAACAGACGGGGUGUGGGAUGUGAUAUCGAAUGAAGAAGCGGUGCAAAUAGUGGCUUCAACAGAAGACAGAGGGAAGGCAGCGAGGAGAUUGGUGGAGUGUGCGGUGGGGGCUUGGAAGCGCAAACGAAGGGGCAUUGCCAUGGAUGAUAUUUCCGCAAUAUGUGUAUUCUUGCACCCUCCUCCUCCUUCUCUCCUAAAGUAGCAUUCGCUCUAAGGCAACUUUCUGUUGCUUCGUCUAACCUUCUCCGUUCACAUUAUGAUUAAGAUCCGUUGCAAUCUGUCUUUGUUGCUAACCCAAUCCAUCUAACUUCCCUGCUUCAAAUCAACAAUUUGACCGUUCAUAUCAAAUGGUCACGCAGCUCUUCACUUUCAUAACCAGUCUCCCUCCCUUGUUUAAGGUUUUCUUACUCAUUUUAUAAAUAUAAAAUUAAC
This is a messenger RNA of Neltuma alba, 2041 nucleotides long. RefSeq names its product probable protein phosphatase 2C 73. The transcript is spliced from 7 exons. The record is from RefSeq and is a predicted model, not a curated record. Bases 726 to 1811 code for a protein of 361 amino acids. Gene Ontology annotation, molecular function: protein serine/threonine phosphatase activity. NCBI's taxonomy places the organism in Eukaryota, Viridiplantae, Streptophyta, Magnoliopsida, Fabales, Fabaceae. Gene Ontology annotation, biological process: protein dephosphorylation.